This is a messenger RNA of Fusarium sp. VM40, 2382 nucleotides long. NCBI's taxonomy places the organism in Eukaryota, Fungi, Ascomycota, Sordariomycetes, Hypocreales, Nectriaceae. The record is from the annotation of a GenBank genome assembly.
AUGCCAGCUAUGGCAAGGACGAGCGAGCCUAAGCGCAAGGUGACUCCCCCGUCGCCUUCGUACAUGACUGAGGACCAAUUCGCCACCUACCUCGCAGGUCUCCGGUCAAACCGUAUGUCUAGACCUGGAGGUGCACGACCUCAACCAGCUAGUGCACGUCCAGUCCCCAGCCGUUCAAGCUUGAACCGCAAUAGCACUGGCCGAUUCACGCCUGAUAUUGCCUCUCCGCCCGAAACCGCACCGCCUGUUCUUGACCGCAAAGCCUCAGAGAGCCCCAGCAUUGCUGGAGGUAGUCUUGCCUCCCGCUACUCGACCAUCAGCAGAAAAAGUCCAGACUACUAUCCAACGUCCACCGCGAGCCCCUUAAGGCCGUCAGAUGUCGUACCUUCAGCCACUUAUAUGGAAAGAGGCCAAAGAUGGAUGGAGAAGGAGGAAGCAAGCUCGUUGCGCGACGCCAUGGAGGAGAUGGAUAUACGCAAGGGUACAAAGUCGCCUGUACAGGAAGCACCUGAGGAUGAUACUCGAAUAUACAACGCUGCUCUCGAUGAAGCCGCUGAGCUCGUCUGGCAACACCAACACGGCACACCUUCCCCUCGUCCCGAUGGGCCUUACCGCUACAAGUCACACCUCAGAAGGAACAGCUACGCCCAUGCUCGUACCGCUAGUGUCAACGGUCUUCGGGACGACUUCGAAGAUGUCGGCGGCGAAAAGCGUGAUAGCCACCCUCCUCUAGAACAGAGGCAGCCAAGCGAGCAGACUGUUCAAAAGAGCAAGACGUACGGCAACGUUGGACGUUCAGACAAGACACCGGACCACCGUCGCCAAGGGAGUCUCAAGAGGAACAUCAGUGGAGAGGUUGGUCGGCCAUUCACUGAGGACCAGAUCUGGGAAGAGCCUGAAGCUCCAGCUCCAGCCCCGAUAUCGAACAACAUGAACUAUUCUGGUCGCGCCUCCCCGGAGAAGCUCAGCAGCAGAGCUCAGACGUCAGCAAACCGCGUCCGCUUUGAACCUCCCAAUGAGGAGUCCGACAAAACAAAACCACUCGAGCGAGUUGAGAUAUAUCGCAACCCUCCUACACGCUCCCGCAACCCACUAUACACCAGAAACCGCUCCAGCGAGAGCCCCGUCCCUGUUGACGACAAGGUGGAAAGAAAGAAUGGCAUGGAAGUACGGAGCGACGAUAUCCGCGCGGCCACGAGUAUGCGCUUGAAAGAUCGCAGCCCUAACCUCCCGGAACCCACCGCCGUCAGUGACAGUCCGGGACGGCCUAUUGUAAGCUUCGCAGCCAACUGGCAAGCCCCGGACGAGUCCACUGAUAAGACCCUAGACCGGUCGCUACCGGCAACCCCCAACAGAUCUUCCUCCUCCAUCGCCCAGCCGAAGAAACCCAUGGCGAUACCUAGUAUCGUGGUGGCGGAGGAAAGUACGACGAUGCCCAGGGCCUCGACGGGAACGCCGAUCCCGUCGAUCUGUGUAGACGAGACAAACGACAGCCAUGGAGGCUCAGUGCCUUCGAUCAACAUCCCAAGCAUCGCUGUCGACGAGGCUCCGAGCAACGGAGGUAGUAUUCCUGCCAUUGUGGCCCCUGAUAAUAAGCCAGCUUCCGGCCCCCGCCCGCUGCCUCAGCCUGGCGCCAGGGCAGCACCCCGUACGGCCCAGAAGCCCCGUGGGCACUGGUCCCCCGCGCCUGGCAGCAGCAGGAGAGCUGUAACAAUCUGCCACGAAUGUGGUUUGCCCAUUGACGGGCGGUUCGUCGCUCUGGCGGGAAGCAAUGAACGAUUCCAUCCACAGUGUUUCAGCUGUUAUACUUGUGGCACUAACCUACAGGCGAUGGAAAUUAGCCAUGAGCCCGACCACCUUCGACAGGAACGACUUGAUCGUAUCAACCGCCGCGCAGCUGGCGAAAUCCUCGAAGAGGAGCCGGGCAAGACCAUGGCCGAGGAUGGCGAUGAGCGUCUGCGAUUCUUCUGCCAUCUCGACUGGCACGAGCUGUUCGCCCCUCGCUGCAAGCACUGCCAGACUCCUAUUCUUGGCGAGCAUAUCGUCGCUCUCGGGGCUCACUGGCACUACGGUCACUUCUUCUGCGCCGAGUGCGGUGAUCCUUUUGGCCAGGGUAUGACACAUAUCGAGAAAGAUGGAUACGCGUGGUGCAUCAACUGCCAGACAAAGCGUACGGAGCGACGCGCGCCCAAGUGCAGGAAAUGUCGGGUAGCUGUCAUCGGACAAUACAUUCAGGCUUUGGGCGGAGAGUGGCAUGAACACUGCUUCCGAUGCGCAGAAUGUCAGGGCGGCUUCGACGACGGUCAGAUCUUCACCAAGCACGUGCCUGAAGGCACUAUCGUGCUCUGCACUGGCUGCCGAGCAAUGGAACUCAAAGCGUAA